This is a messenger RNA of Symbiodinium natans, 1095 nucleotides long. NCBI's taxonomy places the organism in Eukaryota, Dinophyceae, Suessiales, Symbiodiniaceae. The record is from the annotation of a GenBank genome assembly.
AUGGAUGCGAUGACCUCAGAGGACAGUUCGGAGGACACCCCUUCUUUGGCCGGCCUGUUCGCGAAGUCGCAGAUUGCCCGACAGCUCUCCCAUAACACGCCCCUGUUCACCUGCCGGAGUGCCGAGGCUCCCAUCAUGCAGGGGUUGGUCAUGGGCGGAGAAAUCUUGCGUCAAUGCCCGAUCGAGUGCCCCGCGCCUGUCGAUGAGAUGUUGAGGUAUCACGUGCGAGCCAUCGCCGAGCAGUACGGCGUACCCGUCAUUCUCCACACGGACCACUGCGCCAAGAACCUCCUUCCUUGGUUCGACGGGCUGCUUGAAGCCGAUGAGCGAUACUUCGAGCUCCACGGGGAGCCGCUGUUCUCUUCUCACAUGCUGGACCUGUCUGAGGAGCCUUUGGAGGAGAACAUCGAAAUUUGCGUCAAGUACCUGGAGCGGAUGGCCAAGAUCAGCUGUGGUCUCGAGAUGGAGUUGGGGAUCACGGGCGGUGAGGAAGACGGCGUGAACAACGAGGACGUCAACCCAGAGGAUCUCUACUCCAAGCCCGAGGAGAUCUACCAGGUCUACGAGGCCCUGGCAAAGAUUCCGAACGGCUUCUUCACCAUUGCCGCUGCCUUCGGAAACGUCCACGGCGUCUACCAGCCGGGCAACGUGGUCCUCAAGCCGAAGAUCUUGGACUCGGCACAGAAGUACAUCGCCGAGAAGAUUGGUGAGAAGGAGGGCAGCAAGCCCGUCAGCUUCGUCUUCCAUGGCGGCUCGGGAUCGGACCUCAAGGACAUCCGCGAGGCCGUGGACUACGGAGUGAUCAAGAUGAACAUCGACACGGACACGCAGUGGGCUUACUGGAGUGGCAUCAAGGAGUUCGAGUCGAAGUACCAUGACUACCUGCAGACGCAGAUUGGCAACCCGGAUGGCCCGGAGAAGCCCAACAAGAAGUACUACGACCCUCGCGCCUGCAUGCGAUCCGCGGAGGAAGUGACGGUGGAGCGCAUGGAGAAGUGCUUCGAGGAUCUGCGAUGUGUGAACGUCCUGGGCCUGGGACCCCCGGAGAAGCCGGAGAACGUCCUCGGCCCGCGUCGUGGCGGCCUCCCUGCGUGA